CUCUCCCUCACAAGCAAACUAUUUCGUAUCCCUUGAAUCUCCAUCAAUGGGCCAAACCGUCACAGAAAAUGGCAGCGUGGCCGCUGCUCGUCCUCCAGCAACGCGAUCUCACCGGAGCUCGCUCUCUUCUUCUCAGAUGGAGGUCCUCGCCGCCCUGUGCGACACUUUCCUCCCCUCCGUCGACCUCCCCAGCGGUGACGACGACGGCACAACUCCUGACGCCGUCGCUACAUUCUACCGGACCUCAUCCUCCAUGGCCGGAACUCCGCAAGAGGUUGGAGAAAUGAUAACGCAGAGGCUGCAGCAUCCGAAGCUUCUGCUGAUCCGGCUGGCAAUAUGGCUGUUGUCCACGUGGAUUGGAACGUUCGUACUGUGUGGAAGAAGAAGCUUGUCAAGCCAUUUUCCUUUCUUCCAGAGGUUUUCAAAAGUUUCCCGAGAAAAUAGGGAGGAAAUAGUGAGGUCAUGGUCUUUCAGCUUCUUCUCUCUUCUCAGAAUGCUCUUCCUGGGCUCCAAGAUGAUCACUCUACUUGUUUUCUUCACUCAGGUAAACGACAGGGGUGAGAACCUGUCAUGGAAAGCUAUAGGCUACCCUGGACCAGACCCAGACUUGAAAACAGAUCCUCCGAAAGCAAAAACAUCAGAAGCAAUGGCAUCUUCAAUUCCGGGAGAUCAGGAAAAGGAAGAAGACGCAAACAAAGAAGAUCUCUUUGGACCUCUUCAUAAGGGCCUCAUUAACCUGAACAGCCCAAAACAAAUAGUUGCAGAGACACUGCAGAGAUCAGGUUUUCCAGUCUCAAUUCCCCCCGGGAAAAGCAAAACAAGUUCACUCAAUCCUUCUUUGAUCAUCAAGUGUGAUGCAGUUGUCAUCGGUUCAGGCUCAGGCGGCGGUGUUGUUGCCGGGGUACUGGCAAAAGCUGGCUACAAAGUGCUGGUCUUAGAGAAGGGGAAUUAUUAUGCCAGAAGCAGUCUUUCACUUCUUGAAGGGAAAAGUAUGAAGCAAAUGUACAUGGGAAAUGGGUUGCUGGCAACUGAUGAUAUGGGUGUCGUACUACUUGCAGGUUCUACUGUGGGUGGAGGUUCCGCAAUAAAUUGGUCGGCUUCAAUUCGGACGCCUACGAACGUAUGCAAGGAAUGGAGUGAAAAGUACGAGCUAGAACUAUUUGACAGUAGGGUAUACGAAGAAGCGAUGGAUAUUGUCUGCAAGAGAAUGGGGGUUCAAGAUGAAUGUAAAGAUGAAGGAUUUAAUAAUGCAGUUUUGAGAAGAGGGUGUCAUGAAUUGGGUUAUCCAGUGACUGAUAUACCUCGAAAUGCAUCCGCGGAUCACUAUUGUGGUUGGUGUUGUUUUGGCUGCAGAGAUGGAAGAAAGAAAGGUACCUCAGAGACCUGGUUAGUGGACUUGGUGAAUUCAGGCAAUGGUUUGAUUCUUCCAGGCUGCGAGGCCAUAAAAGUGCUGCACAAGCAAAAGAAAGGAAGAGAUAGAAGCAUUGCAACGGGGGUUGCUUUCAGAUUCCAAUGUAAUGGAAGGAGAGAAACUUACAUUGUUCAGUCUAAGGUAAGUAUUGUUGCUUGCGGUGCUCUCAGUACUCCACCGCUGCUGAGAAGGAGCGGCCUAAAGAAUCGAAACAUUGGCAGGAACCUCCAUCUCCAUCCUGUCACGAUGGCUUGGGGGCUCUUCCCGGAAACGCCUUCCUCCAAUUCAUGGCCAGAACCAUACAAGAAGAGCUAUGAAGGAGGGAUAAUGACGGCAAUGUCAACAGUCGUUGCAAAUUUUGAAACAUCUGCCUAUGGUGCCGUAAUUCAGACACCCUCAUUGCACCCUGGUAUGUUCUCUGUUCUCACUCCAUGGAUUUCUGGUAUUGAUAUUAAAAAACGGAUGUGCAAGUUUUCAAGAACUGCCCAUGUAUUUGCAUUGGCAAGAGAUAAAGGAUCAGGGGAGGUCCUUUCACCAAGCUCUAUCAGUUAUCGGAUGGGCAGCAUUGAUGAAGACAAUCUACAGAAGGGAUUAGAGAAGGUCUUGAGGAUACUAGCAGCAGCAGGAGCCGAAGAAAUUGGAACUCAUCAUCUCAAGGGAAAGACCCUAAAAGUGAAAGAGGUAAGUUCGAAUGAGUUUGACAGGUUUGUCAAGGAGGAGAGUUCCAGGCCAUUGAAAGAUCUCCUAACACCAAUAUGCUCGGCGCAUCAGAUGGGGAGUUGCCGAAUGGGGAUUGACCCCAAGUGCUCAGCGGUUAAUCAGAUGGGGGAGACAUGGGAGGUAGAGGGGCUGUUUGUGGCAGAUUCGAGUGUCUUUCCUACGGCUUUAGGAGUGAAUCCAAUGGUCACAAUUCAGGCAAUUGCCUACUGCACUUCCCAGUCUGCGCUUGAGGUUCUGAGGAAGAAGAUCAGGUAAAUCAAAUAAAACUUCCAAAGUUCGAGAAGCCUGAAAAAUGAAUAAAUAAACCAGUUAUAUUGGCUCCUUCAUUGAAAAGAAUUAAUGAGGCCUUAGUUCUUUUGAGAAUAGAAA
This is a messenger RNA of Diospyros lotus (date-plum), 2500 nucleotides long. Its product is annotated as long-chain-alcohol oxidase FAO4A-like. Gene Ontology annotation, molecular function: long-chain-alcohol oxidase activity; flavin adenine dinucleotide binding. Bases 47 to 2386 code for a protein of 779 amino acids. NCBI's taxonomy places the organism in Eukaryota, Viridiplantae, Streptophyta, Magnoliopsida, Ericales, Ebenaceae. The record is from RefSeq and is a predicted model, not a curated record. The transcript has 3 exons.